Messenger RNA from Onychostoma macrolepis, 5548 nucleotides. Its product is annotated as adhesion G protein-coupled receptor E3-like. Gene Ontology annotation, cellular component: membrane. Bases 22 to 2658 code for a protein of 878 amino acids. Gene Ontology annotation, biological process: cell surface receptor signaling pathway; adenylate cyclase-activating G protein-coupled receptor signaling pathway. Lineage: Eukaryota; Metazoa; Chordata; Actinopteri; Cypriniformes; Cyprinidae. Gene Ontology annotation, molecular function: G protein-coupled receptor activity. The record is from RefSeq and is a predicted model, not a curated record. The transcript is spliced from 20 exons.
ACUCUAUACAUCAGUGAAAAUAUGGAAUGUUUGACAAAAAGAGGAAAAAAACACAUUGUACCAUCACAGUUGACUAUGGCUUCCUUUCAUAUAUGUUUUUCUUCAUAUAUCAUGACCAGUUUCAUAAGAGCACCAAUCUCUGUUAUGCUGUAUGUCCUGGCCUGUGUAACUGUCACACAAGGGACAACCACAGUUGCUAAUCUUUCUGACCCCUGCUACAACUACACUGCACUGGACAAUCCAUGGAGAGCCACCAAUAAUACAUAUGGCUUACAUUCAUAUUACAUGUGUGACCAGUCUGUCACCUGGAGCGGCUGGUAUCGUCUCUUCAUUAAUGGUGUGAGCGCUCACAUCCCAGACACGUGUGUGGCAAGGGGUAGCUGUGGUACUGACGUCACACUGUGGAUUCGUGGUGGACACCCAACAGUUGAGGAUGGAGUCGUCACUCGAGAUGUCUGCGGUAACGAUGGAGGUUACUGCUGCUAUUACGGGUCUUUCCCCAUCAAAGUCAAAGCCUGUCCAGGCAAUUAUUACGUCUAUGAGCUGGUUAGUCCAACUCUUUGUCAUUCAGCAUACUGUGCAGAUGUUGGCAGCAUUAACACCAGCUCUACAGCCGUCACACCAGCGACCAUCUCAACUGCUAAUCUUUCUGACCCCUGCUACAACUACACUGCACUGGACAAUCCAUGGAGAGCCACCAAUAAUACAUAUGGCUUAUAUUCAUAUUCCAUAUGUGACCGGUCUGUCACCUGGAGCGGCUGGUAUCGUCUCUUCAUUAAUGGUCUGAGCGCUCACAUCCCAGACACCUGUGUUGCUCUGUAUAGCUGUGGCACACAUAUCCCACUGUGGAUUCGUGGUGGACACCCAACAGUACAGGAUGGAGUCGUCACUCGAGAUGUCUGCGGUAACGGUGGAGGUUACUGCUGCUAUUACGGGUCUUACCCCAUUAAAGUCAAAGCCUGCCCAGGCAAUUAUUACGUCUAUGAGCUGGUUACACCCACUCUUUGUCAUUCAGCAUACUGUGCAGCUGUUACUAUCAGCAGCACUGUUACAACACUCACUCCAGAGACGACCACAGCUGCUAUAACUAUAACUCUGCCAGAAGUAUGCACCAGUCGGACCUCUGGAGAAUGUUUUCAAAAUCUUCUUGAGCAGAUAGAGAACAUUACAGCUCAAGUGCUUCCUUUGAAUACUGUGACGAACAUUUUGACUGUGGCCUUCAGCGCUUCAGAGAAGAUUUUAGAGUCAUCAUCAGCAGCAAACCCAACUGAACUAGCCUCCAAUGGAAACCGCAUGUUAAAAACCAGCGAGAAACUCAUUUCUACAUUAGUGAAGCCGACAGACACGAGUGACAACGUCAGUUUUACUCUUGCUGCUGUAGAGGGUCAAGUCUUCAUGGUUGGACCAAAUGUCAUCUUAAAUAAAAUCCCUCAGCUUGACACGACAAACUCUUCUGUGGACAUCGAUCUCAUUGGGAUCGCCAAGAACAACAAUGAAAGAUCAGCUGCUGUGGCUAUCAUGAGCUACAACACGAUGGAGAAUCUACUGAAGCCAGACUUCUUCAACACAUCAAACAACACGAUUAAAACCAUGAUGUCCACUGUGAUCUCAGCUACUCUUCCCAAAACCACCAACACUAAACUCACCAAACCAGUCAACUUCACCUUCAGACACAUCAGAGAGUUUGAUCCCAGCGGUUCUCUGUCCUGUGUGUACUGGAAUAUCAGCGAGUGGAUUGUAGAUGGUUGUUCUGUUUUAAAGACCAAUAGCAGUUACACUGUGUGUUCCUGUGUUCAUCUGUCCACAUUCGCUCUCAUCAUGCAAACCAGCCGCCCACCAGAGAGCGACCCACUGCUGGAGCUGUUGAAUUUGGUUUGUGUGAUCGUGGGGCUGGUGUUCUUCACUUUGGCCCUGAUGACCUUUGCCCUUUGUCAGUGGAGUCCUGGAGUGAAUAAUGUGGCUCGAAUCAACAUCUGCAUCAGUCUUCUGCUGGCUCACCUUCUGUUCCUGCUCACACAGCGGUUCCUGAGCCUCAUACGGCCUCAGCAGGUGUUGUGUGCCGUGAUCGCAGGCCUUCUGCACUUCCUCUUUCUCUCCGGCUUUGUGUGGAUGUUCAUUGAAGCUGUGCUGCUCUUCAUCUGUGUGAAGAACCUAUCACAGAUCAGCUCCAAAAAGAGGGAGGUGCUUAGCAGUGGCUUCCUGUGUGUGAUUGGAUAUGUGGUUGCUCUGGUUGUGGUGUGUGUGUCUGUCGGUCUGGUUCCUGAAGGCUACGGCGAACACUGCUGGAUUAAAUUGGAUAAAGGCUUCAUCUGGAGUUUUCUGGGUCCUGUUUGCGUCAUACUAGCAUCAAACACACUUCUCUUCAUCAAGAUCUUCAUCAGUCUGAACUCAACUCUCAAAAGUCUCAACGCUGAAGUUUCACAGAUGAAACAAACAAAGAUAAUGGUGUUUAAAACACUGGCUCAGUUUGUGGUUCUUGGUUGCCCCUGGAUUCUGGGUUUCUUCACUAAUGGCAGUAAGGUGCUGGAGAUCCUCUUCCUGAUCUUGAACUCCCAGCAGGGAACCUUCAUCUUCCUGGUCUACUGUGUCCUCAAUCAUGAGGUCAGGCAGCAGUACAGGAAGUGCUUCAGAUGUCUUUGCUGUGUCAAACAACACUGAGGACCACAGCAUCAUGUUCAGGAAGUAAUAAAUACUGCUCAGGUGCCAUUAAUAUACAGCUGAUUUUAUAUAACAUAAUCUAUGUUUUUGUAUGAUAAAUGUUAUAGUCUCAGAUCCUUUCUGCAAAUGAAAGAAAAAUGUUAUCCGAGUGUCUUAUUUUAUAGCUGUUAACACUAAUGAUGUAGAGCUGUUUCACUGCUAAACUGUUUUAUUUAGUCUUCUGUAAACUUUAUUAUCAGUAGUAGUAGUAGUAGUAGUAUUGGUGGAGGGUGAAAAGCAGAGGUGUAAAAUACUUGAGUAAUUUUACUUGAUUACUUAAGUAUUAUUUUGGGGGAUUUUUACUUUAUUCAAAUACAAUUUAAACUGACUUGUACUUUUACUUGAUUACAUUUCUGUAGAAAAAACAGUACUUUUUACUCCUUACAAUUUUAUUUCAACUUAAAAAGUACAUUAUAUUUUGAUUUUAUCUUAUGUACAUUGAAUAUGGGAAACGGAAUCUCAAAUGUGUUCUUGACGUGAGAAGCAAUGAUCAUUGUUCCACGCAUCAAACACACAGUUCUGCUUCAGUUAUGACUUUCAUCGGGUAAAUGUCUGGGUUCAAAAGUUCACCAUCAAAUCUGAGGAAGCAUGUUGAGGUGGCAAAGUUGUGUUUCCCCCAAAAAGUUUAUUCAUUAUUCUUUGUUUUGAUAGAGCCAUUAGCUGUGAAAUAUAUUGGCUGAAUGCACAAGAUUGAGUGCAAAUAAAAUCAGUGAGGAAAAUUUUAAUAUGCAGUAAUUAAUAUUUUUGUGGGAAUUAUUAUUUUUUAAAUUAAAUGUUACAAAUCUCCAAAAAAGUGUUUAAAUGAAUAUUGCACGUUUACUUAAUUGUAAUUCAUGUUGUGAUGUUCUUACCAGGUUGUUUUUAUAAGUUCUUGUAAGUUGUUUUAAUAAUAUGUCAUUAUAUUGAGUAGGAAUUUGGACUCUCAAUUAAUAUUUUUUUAAUCUUAAUAAUUACAUUAUUUGCUCAUUAAUUCAUAUAAUUAGUCGCAAAUGAUUAUGUAGCAUUAUACUACGGGGCCGUUGAAUGCUUGAAUCUGAUUGGCUGACGAACGUUCUAAGGUGUGCAAUUAUUUUCAGGGAACCGCACGGCGAAUGUAGUUCCAGGCAGCUCUUGACCGCAUUACAUGACCAUAUCACUUCGCCAAAUGAUUUCUGUUAUUUCAAAGGUCUUUCAAACCAAAACCCACAACGACACUGGCCAAACAAAUAAAUAUAGUAAACAAAAGGAUAAAAACGACAGAUCAUGUCCAUGUUUUUGCCACAAAAUUACGCUUUAUUAUGAACGGAAAGCACAUACUCUAUCUCUCCCUCACAGACCGCACACACAUAGAUGAUUUAGAUCUUAGUUUGUGUUCUUAGUAUCUGAUAAAUAAAAGUCAUAUUUAUAUAUGGGAUGGCACGAGGGUGGAAAGGAUGGAGUUUCCUUUUAAUUCCUUUCCUUGCAAUUUUAUUUAAUUUUUGUGUGUGUGUGUGUGUGUGUGUGUGUUCCGCUGUGCUGCAUUUUAAUUGUUAUUUUAAUUUUAAUUGCAUGUUGCUUUUGUUCGGGUCACUUUUGGGUUUUUCCUGUAUUAUUUGAAUGCAUUUCUGUUAGAAAAUAUGUUAAUAAACAAAAUAAUAAACAAUGCUGAAGACAGAGCCGGACUGGGAUGCAAUUGCAGCCAGGGAAAUCUCACUCAUGCAGGCCACACAGAGAAAAAAAAAAAGAGGCCAAAAUGGUACCUUUUAGGACACAACAGCUUGUCACUGGAGCAGUAUUUGUCCAUAUUUUAAAGCUUUAUAUUCUGUAUCUACAUUUUGCUCCUCGCAUCCUUUCUUCACUCCACAGAUUGAAUUUCAUGCCUCAACUUUCUUUCUAUUCUCUUUUUCCUUUCUUGCAUCUCAGACUUGAAGUUCCUGACUGCAGUCUCAUUUGUUUUCUAAAAAAGUUCAUUAGAAUCAGAAUCAGAAUGAGCUUUUAUUGCCAGGUAUGUUUACACAUACGAGGAAUUUGUUUUUGUGACAGAAGCUUCCACAGUGCGACAGAAUGACAGCGACAGGACGAAAAACACAGAUAACCUGUGAAUGUCAAUUUAUUUAAUGAAUUUGAGUAUAAUUACUGAAGGUUAAAUGUCGGCCCACUUUAUCUAACACAUUCAGCCAAAGUGGGCCAGCGAUAUUUAUUUUUUUACAUUUUGUUCUUUGCAUUUUAUUCCCUGUUAACUGUGGAAACAAAAACAGCAGGAACUGUCCCAAUAAUAUUUGUUUCCAUUUAGUGAGCAACCUUAUAAAUAAAUAAAUGAAAAUCUUAUGUCAAAGGGUUUUCUACCAUGACACAGUCCUCCUCUGAGGUGUGGCCACACCCACCAGUGUCAUAUUGCAUCAACCAAAACUAUUUUAUAAUUUAUAGAAAUAGUGUCCCUUUAAUUAAGAACCAUUGAAAUGCUCUGAAAGUGCAAACUCACUGAGCACAGUACAAUCAAGCUGAAAUGGCCUACUUUAACUGAAUUCUUUAACAAUUUUUAUUAUUAUUAUUAAAAAUAAAUUCACCUACAUUUUAAACCCCUUCUGCUCCUUAUAUCAUCAAAGCUUUUGUAUAUUAAAUAUCACAAAACACCACCCAUUGGCUGUUUAUUAUAUCCAGUACCAGCGAGUAAAACACAUGCAGCAGUAUCUGGCCGUGGCACCCAGAGAAAUGUGAUGAGGCUUUUCUCUGUAAACAGAAGCAGAGAGUAAUCAGUGAAUUUCAAGUUAAAAUAUUUUAACACCAUAAAGAUGAAAUGGCCUCCGUAAAUGUGAUAAAUAUGAGCUCAAAUAAAUAAAGAAAUAUCAAUAAAACAGAUGUGAAGUUUUAUGAUGUAGCUAUUAAAGAAAAA